AUGGCCGCAAUGGCCGCCCGAUCCCCAACCGGCGCCCCCGUCGAGGAACCCAAGCUCGGCGUACCCUCCCUAAACCCUCUGCCCCUCUCUGCCUCGCAAGAAGCUCAAGUGCGCGACAUCUACUACGCCCGCGUGCGAGCAGCAUGUGCCCCCGAAAUCAAAGGUACCAAUUGGCUCACUUCCUCUGCCUCUUUGGCUCCCCCGCCGAUUCCCCCCUCCCCGCUGACAGCGCACGCCGAACCAGCCUUUGCCGAAUGUGCUCUGGGCCGCACCCUCUCCAUCCCCUUCGUCUGCCGCACGCCGCACCGGGCCAUGAACUCGUGCAUGGUCUCCCACGCGACCCAGGCCGAGCAGGACGCCGCCCGCGAGGACUGGUUCGCGCAGCGCCUCGAGCGCCAGCGCGAGCGCGAGCGCAAGGCCCAGAAGAAGGCCGGCCAGGAAGAGUUUCUCCGCGAGUGGUGGGGUCUUCCCGAGAAGGACGCCGAGACGCGGAGGAGGGAGGAGGAGAAGGCCGCGCGGGCCGAGAGGGUCGGCGGCUACGCGGCGAGGAAUCGUGUGAGAUGGGGAGAGUCGGAGGCGGCGCCGACAGGCGAGGAAACCAAGAAGAGGUAG
Messenger RNA from Verticillium dahliae VdLs.17, 612 nucleotides. RefSeq lists its product as uncharacterized. The coding region runs from base 1 to 612 and encodes 203 amino acids. The transcript has a single exon. Lineage: Eukaryota; Fungi; Ascomycota; Sordariomycetes; Glomerellales; Plectosphaerellaceae. The record is from RefSeq and is a predicted model, not a curated record.